Molecule: messenger RNA, 1620 nt
Organism: Eruca vesicaria subsp. sativa (arugula)
Lineage: Eukaryota; Viridiplantae; Streptophyta; Magnoliopsida; Brassicales; Brassicaceae
Source: the annotation of a GenBank genome assembly
AUGGAGAAAUCCGGAUACGGCAAAGACGGCAUUUACCGAUCACUCCGUCCAACACUCGUCCUCCCCAAAGACCCCAACACCUCCUUAGUCUCUUUCCUCUUCCGCAACUCCUCCUCUUACCCUUCAAAACUAGCCAUCAUAGACUCAGACACCGGCGACUCCUUGACCUUCUCCGACCUCAAAUCCUCCGUUGCUAGACUCGCACACGGGUUCCUCAAACUGGGUAUCCGUCAAAACGACGUUGUUCUCAUCUUCGCUCCGAACUCUCACCAGUUCCCUCUCUGUUUCCUCGCCGUCUCCGCCAUCGGAGCCGUUUUCACCACCGCGAAUCCUCUCUACACCACCAACGAGGUCUCCAAGCAGAUCAAAGACUCUAACCCUAAACUCAUCAUCACCGUUGAACCAUUACUCGAUAAAGUCAAAGGCUUUAACCUCCCUUUAGUGCUCCUUGGAUCUAACGAGUCAGCACAGAGUCCAAAUAUCAUCACUUUCAAGAAGGUCAUGGAGCUUUCCGACAAAGUUUCAGAUCUCCCUUACGUGGACGUCAAGCAAUCUGACACGGCUGCACUGUUGUAUUCAUCGGGGACCACGGGUGUAAGCAAAGGAGUUGAAUUGACUCAUGGAAAUUUUAUAGCAGCGUCUCUGAUGGUGACGAUGGAUCAAGAGCUUAUGGGAGAGUAUCACGGCGUGUUCUUGUGUUUUCUUCCCAUGUUUCAUGGGUUUGGUCUUGCUGUGAUUGCUUACUCUCAGCUUCAGAAAGGGAGUGUUUUGGUCUCACUGGCAAGGUUUGAGCUUGAGUUGCUGCUUAAAAAUAUUGAGAAGUAUAGAGUCACUUGGCUUUGGGUUGUUCCUCCUGUGUUUCUUGCUCUUGCUAAGCAGAGUGUUGUGAAAAAGUAUGAUCUUUCUUCGCUUAAGUAUAUUGGGUCAGGAGCUGCUCCUCUUGGGAAGGAUUUGAUGGAAGAGUGUGGAAGAAACAUCCCUAAUGUUGUCCUCAUGCAGGGUUAUGGAAUGACUGAAACAUGUGGGAUUGUCUCUGUGGAGGACCCGAGGCUUGGGAAAAGGAACUCUGGUUCAGCUGGAAUGCUUGCCCCAGGUGUUGAAGCUCAGAUAGUGAGGGUAGAAUCUGGAAAGCCCCAACCUCCUAAUCAACAAGGGGAGAUAUGGGUUCGAGGCCCUAACAUGAUGAAAGGUUAUUUCAAUAACCCUCAGGCUACUAAAGAAAUAAUAGAUAAGGAAGGUUGGGUACAUACAGGAGAUCUUGGAUACUUCAACGAGGAUGGUAACCUUUUCGUAGUUGAUCGACUCAAAGAACUUAUCAAAUACAAAGGCUUCCAGGUUGCUCCAGCUGAAUUAGAAGGUCUACUUGUAUCUCAUCCCGAGAUACUAGAUGCUGUUGCUAUCCCGUUGCCUGAUGAAGAAGCAGGUGAAGUUCCAAUAGCAUUUGUUGUACGUUCACCUAGUAGCUCAAUAACAGAAGAAGAUAUUCAAAAGUUCAUUGCUAAACAGGUGGCUCCUUACAAAAGAUUAAGGAGAGUGAGUUUCAUUAGCAGUGUUCCAAAAUCUGCUGCUGGUAAGAUCUUGAGAAGGGAACUUGUUCAGCAAGUAAGGUCCAAGAUGUGA